AGGACUCAGCACGGUAGAACUGUCCAAUCCAACCAUUACGGUUAGUGCCCAGCGCCAUUGCUUCUCCACCAAACAAGCCCAUCCAUAGCACUCGUUCGGCAGCAGCUUCUCUUCCUAAGAACUUGUCUACCUUCCUUCAUUCAUCAAAGAAUAUGGCGGGGGUGAGCAUCGGGACGGGGGCGAUAAACUCCCUCCUCGUCAAGCUUACUACCUUGCUCAGCGACAAGUAUAAGCUGCUCACGGGUAUCCGCAAGCAGAUCGACUUCCUAAAGCGUGAACUCGGCAGGAUGCAAAUCUUGCUGGAGACACUGGCGGGCAUGGAGAAACUCGAUGGCCCGGCAAAGGGUUGGAGAGACAACGUGCGCGACCUCAGUUACGACAUGGAAGACUGCAUCGACCGCUUCAUGGACCGGCUUGGAAACGGAGGUGCCAAACCAAAGUUCAUGAAGAGGACGGCCCGCCGGCUCAAGACUCUGUGGGCGCGCCAUGACAUCGCGACCCAGAUCAAAGAGCUCAAAGCUCGCGUGAUGGAGGAAAGCGAGCGGCGUGGCAGGUACAAGCUUGAUGAGAAUUACUACAGUGCAACAAGGACGGUGGAGAUAGAUCCAUGGAUAAGCACGCUCCACGAGGAGGUCAAGGGCUUGGUGGCAAUGGACGAUCGAGUGAAGCAAGUUACUGCCUUGUUGAUGGAUGAGAGUAUGGAGCUGAAAGUGGUGCCGAUUGUUGGGUCCGGUGGGUUGGGGAAGACGACCCUGGCCAUGGAGGUGUUUCGCAAGGUUGGAAAAGAUUUCGAAUGCCGAGCUUCUGUGUCGGUGUCACGCUCUAUUGAUCUCCAGACGCUCUUGAAGGAUAUUUUGUCGCAAAUCGAUGAUAAAGGAUGUCAGUCGGAGGGUUGGAACAUAAACCGACUAUCCCGUAAAACCACACAAAUCUUGAACGAAAAGAGAUACUUCAUUGUUGUUGAUGACGUAUGGAAAGAACAAGAUUGGAAACUAGUCAAGGCAGCAUUUCCUGAGAAUAACAAUGGUAGCAGAAUAAUUGCUACUACACGCAUUACCGGUGUAGCUAAUCAGUGUUGUUCCAACUCCGGCGGUCAACCCUAUCAAAUGGUACCUCUAGAUGAUGAUGCUUCUCGAAAAUUGUUCUUUAAGAGAAUUUUCUCCUCGGAUGAUCCCUGUCCUUCUGAACUAGAAGAAGUUUCUACUAGGAUCUUAAGAAAAUGUGGCGGCCUGCCACUGGCUAUUGUUACAUUUGCAAGUUUGCUUGCCAAUAAGACACAUAAGAAGAAGGAUGAAUGGGAGAGACUGCAAGAUUCCAUUGGCACCGGUCCUUCGCUUGAUAAUGAUGGGAACUUAAAAGGGAUGAAAGAUAUACUAUUACUUAGUUACUGGGAUCUUCCACACCAUUUGAAGACUUGUUUGUUGUACUUGUGUAUAUAUCCAGAGGACUACAAGAUCAACUGUGAAGAACUGAAAUGGAAAUGGAUGGCCGAAGGAUUCCUUGAUAGACGAUGGGGACGUUUGGAUGAGGUAGCAGAGAACUGUAUCAAUGAACUCGUUAACAGAAAUAUGAUCCAGCCAAUUGACAUUUAUGAUAAUGGUAUUGUGAAAUAUUGUCGAGUCCAUGAUAUGGUGCUUGACCUUAUCAUAUCUUUAUCAGAUGAAGAGAAUUUUGCCACUGUUUUAAAUGGACGCGUACGCAAUUCUUGUCCCAGGAAGAUUCGUCGUCUGUCCGUACAAGCUAGUGGCGGAAAGCAUCAAGGUGCAGUUUGUGCAGUCACAGAAACCAAGUUACAUGUUCGCUCGCUGACUACAUUUUGUCCUGUUGAGCAGAUUCCCCAUCUUGUGGACUUCCAUGCUUUGCGGGUGUUGGAUCUUUUUGGAUGUAAACGGUUGGAAAACAAGCAUGUAAAACAUAUAGGUAGUUCGCGUCAGCUGAGGUAUUUGAGAAUUGGCCGUUCUAGGUUUACUGAGCUUCCUGGUGAAAUCGGAAAGCUGCAGCACUUAGAGACUCUCGAUUUGAGACACUGUUAUUCGCUUACAAGACUGCCAUCAACAGUGGCGCAGUUGCAGAAAUUGGUACGCCUAUUUGUAUCUAAUGAAACACAAUUACGUACAAGUGGGUUCCGGAGUCUGCAGGCCUUGGAGGAGUUACGCGUCCACGAAACUGACGACCCAGUGAGAUUUGCGGAGGAAGUAAAUGAGUUGGGCAAAUGCAACCUUCGCUAUCUUUAUACUAAUGCAGAGAUAGCCGAACGUCUGUUCUGUAACCCAUGCCUCCAAGUUCUUAAAAUUUGGCCACAGAUUGGAAUGGUUCCCAAGGGAAUGGCCUCCCUCAAGAAUCUCGUGAAGCUAUCCAUAAUGGUCCAGAAAUUUGAUAAUGAGGGUCUCCAAGUCCUCAUGGGCAUGCCUUCUAUGGCCCAUCUUCAGCUAUGCGUUACAGGGGUCAUCGAAAAGCUGACCGUGGGUAGUAAUGGAUUCAAACUGCUAAAGGUGCUGCAGUUCAAAUAUACGUCAGUCUUACAUCCUGCUUUUCUCCUGGAACCAACAAAUGGACUGCGGCUAACAUUUGAACCGGAUGCUGUGGCAGCACUCCGACAGCUCCGUCUUGACUUGAGCGCAAUGUGGGUGGUGUCCGACUUUUUUGCAUACUUGGGUGCCGAGCAUUUUUCAGGCCUUGCACACCUCGAGGUCGAAUUUGAUUGUUACAGAGCAGCUCCAGCCAAGGUGGAGGCUUUGGAGUCUUCCAUUGAAAAAGCAAUCAACUUGCACUCCGACUGCGAGAUUCGUGUCCGUAGAGUCAAUGAACAUGGCAUGUUUAAGGAUGAAAAGGAAUGGGAAGAGGCCAUCGCAGAAGACAGAAAGAGGGUGGAAAAGAUUGAGCUAUUGAGCUAUUAAGGUGUCCGAUGGAGAUACCGGCCACCAAGAACUAGCUGCCUUAUCCCGGUAAUUCAAAUGAUCAUGGUUAAUUUUACUCAUUCCUACGGGUAACAGUUGUCUAAACUGUGUUGUGCAUCCGUCGUUCUGAAACAAUAAGAAACAUCAGUUGAACAGCAGUUGGUGGAUCCAACUCAAGUCCUGCAUGCAUCUGGAGAGCUACACGGUUAUCCAUUCCUUUCCUGCUACUUACUGCAAGUCUGCAACUCAACUGGCCGGCUACCAGCAUUUGAUUCACCAUGUAUUCCUAUGGAGAUACCAGAUUCCCCAAGCGAAUUUGUGUGAUUAGAUGAUGCAUUCAAGGUGCUUUGCCUGUAGUGCGACUGUGCGAGCUAUAUUCCUUUCCUAAAUCUGAUCGCCAGCCUCCCCCGUCUUGUUGGGUUUCUUGAUUAAUAAGUAGAACAGACAUUAGUAGAUGUGUUUUUUAUUCGCUGCUGGGGAACCUUGGGAAUUCUAUUUAACUCCUGUCGUAAUGAAACUCUGUUAUUGUUUGCAUAUGAUUUACGGAGACCGAACUGAGCUC
This is a messenger RNA of Triticum aestivum (bread wheat), 3459 nucleotides long. RefSeq names its product disease resistance protein Pik-2. The coding region runs from base 153 to 2897 and encodes 914 amino acids. The record is from RefSeq and is a predicted model, not a curated record. Gene Ontology annotation, molecular function: ADP binding. Gene Ontology annotation, biological process: defense response to other organism. Lineage: Eukaryota; Viridiplantae; Streptophyta; Magnoliopsida; Poales; Poaceae. The transcript is spliced from 3 exons.